GAGUUCAAUUGAUGGUCAUGUUCCAGCUUCCUUUAGGAGCUAUGCGACUGCGAAAUCGGAAAAGAUUGUACCUGUGAAGAAGAAAAAGCGGUUGGAUGAAACAUGUCUUGAUAGAUAUCAACAAUAUAGUAGAUCCAUCAUUCAGUCAUGGAUUUUGCAAGGCAAAGUACGUGUGAAUGGGAAGGUGGUAAUAAAGCUGGUACCCCUGUGUCUGAAAAAGCUGUUGUGGAGAUAAUGGCUGAAGUUCCGAAAUACGUAUGUAGAGCUGGAUAUAAGUUGGAAGCUGCCAUUGAACAGCUGGGUGUUGAUGUUGCUGGUAAAGUAGCUCUUGAUUCUGGACUGUCAACUGGAGGAUUUACUGACUGCUUACUUCAGUAUGGUGCAUCACAUGUUUAUGGAGUGGACGUAGGUUAUGGACAGGUAGCUGAUAAAGUUCGACGAGAUGAACGUGUGUCUGUUAUAGAGCGGACAAAUUUAAGAUAUCUUGCAGAGCUCCCACAAAACGUUGAUUUGGUGACUUUGGACCUCUCAUUCAUCUCUAUUCUUCUGGUCAUGCCUGCAGUUAUCAAUGUUAUGAAGGAAGAUGCAGAAUUAGUGACGUUGGUUAAACCACAAUUUGAAGCUCUCAGAUCUCAGGUAGGAAAAGGGGGGAUUGUGAAAGAUCCCAUUGUCCAUCAAGAGGUUCUUGAGAAGAUUAGCAAGGGAGUAGAGAAUUUUGGUUUCUGCAGAAGAGGUUGGAUUGAGUCUCCUCUGAAAGGUGCCGAGGGAAAUACGGAAUUCCUUGUUCAUUUCAGCAGAACCCAUAACAGAGAUGAAUCAUGAAGAAAUUGGAGAAUUUAUAUUUAAUUUAAUGCAUUUCUUCAAUCCUUAACAUGCGGGAGAGCUGUAUUCUUUGUAUAGUGACGAGUUGUUGAAGCCAUUGAAUGGUGGUGGUGGAAUUUUGUAUGAACCAUUAAAAGAAAUGAGCAGGGAUUAGUAGAAUUUGUGAGAUAUAACUCUACCCUAAAAGCUAGCUCAAUAGGUGAGAAUUGUCUUCACAUAUAUAAAGGCUAUCUUAGUCAUAUCUCUUGUCAAUGUGAGACUUCUCAACACAUCACAUCAUGCCCAUGACUGGAUAUCUGGAGCGUGGAAUAUGCAGGAAUGAACAUAUACAGGUGAUCUCCACUUAACGAAUCUAGGAUAGGCUAUGAUAUCAUAAUAGAAUUUGUGAGACAUAACUCUACGAAAAGCAUGCCAAAUAGGUGAGGAUUUUCUUCACAUAUAUAAGAGUUAUCUUGGUCUAUCUCUAGUUAAUAUGUGUAGACUGAAUAAUGUGAUGAUUAAUAUAUACAUGGCGCUUUGGGCCUGGAAAUGUAAUAAACAGCUGUAUCUGUUAAACUCCUUACAUACCACUUGGACAUACAUAUUCCUUUUA
Molecule: messenger RNA, 1414 nt
Organism: Lotus japonicus
Lineage: Eukaryota; Viridiplantae; Streptophyta; Magnoliopsida; Fabales; Fabaceae
Biological process (GO): methylation
Molecular function (GO): methyltransferase activity
Source: RefSeq, a predicted model, not a curated record